Messenger RNA from Ipomoea nil (Japanese morning glory), 553 nucleotides. RefSeq names its product transcriptional corepressor LEUNIG-like. Gene Ontology annotation, molecular function: transcription corepressor activity; protein binding. The record is from RefSeq and is a predicted model, not a curated record. The transcript is spliced from 4 exons. The coding region runs from base 91 to 465 and encodes 124 amino acids. NCBI's taxonomy places the organism in Eukaryota, Viridiplantae, Streptophyta, Magnoliopsida, Solanales, Convolvulaceae.
GCUGUUUUGUAGCAUACAGAUACCUUAAAGCCAAAAACUACACUUGAAGAGCAUUCAUCACUUAUAACUGAUGUUCGUUUUAGUCCAAGCAUGACCCGCCUUGCAACAUCUUCUUUCGACAAGAGUGUAAGAGUUUGGGGUGCUGACAAUCCUGGCUACUCCCUUCGGAAUUUUACUGGGCAUUCUGCUGGUGUUAUGUCACUAGAUUUCCAUCCCAAUAAAGAAGACUUGAUCUGUUCCUGUGAUGGGGAUGGUGAGAUUAGGUACUGGAGCAUCACCAACGGUAGCUGCACAAGAGCGUUCAAGGGUGGGACGGCUCAGGUGAGAUUUCAGUCUCGUCUUGGCAGGUAUCUCGCAGCAGCUGCUGAGAAUGUUGUAUCAAUUCUUGAUGUGGAGACAGACGUUAAAGUCUCUAGAGCUUUCGAACAUGACCGAAAACAAAACGAUGACGCUUCCUACACAUGAAGGAUUGAUUGCUUCGUUGGCUGUAUCGACAGUGGCGGGUUUGGUUGCUUCAGCCAGUCAUGACAAGAUCAUUCAGCUUUGGAAGUAA